AUGUGUUUACUUACCUGUGGUCCCCAGGUGGAGACCAUCGGUGACGCCUACAUGGUGGUGUCCGGUCUGCCGGUGAGGAACGGGAAGCUGCACGGCCGCGAGGUGGCCCGGAUGUCCCUCGCUCUGCUGGACGCCGUCAAGAGCUUCAGGAUCCGCCACCGAGCCAAUCAGCAGCUGCGGCUACGCAUCGGCAUCCACAGCGGUCCAGUGUGUGCAGGUGUGGUCGGGCUGAAGAUGCCCAGGUACUGUCUGUUCGGAGACACGGUCAACACAGCAUCACGCAUGGAGUCGAAUGGAGAGGCGUUGAAGAUUCACGUGUCGGAGACAACGCGUGACGUCCUGCAGGAGUUUGGCUGCUUCAGGCUACAGCUCAGAGGAGACGUCGAGAUGAAAGGAA
Molecule: messenger RNA, 397 nt
Organism: Plectropomus leopardus (leopard coralgrouper)
Lineage: Eukaryota; Metazoa; Chordata; Actinopteri; Perciformes; Serranidae
Source: RefSeq, a predicted model, not a curated record